Molecule: messenger RNA, 1683 nt
Organism: Phragmites australis (common reed)
Lineage: Eukaryota; Viridiplantae; Streptophyta; Magnoliopsida; Poales; Poaceae
Product: serine/threonine-protein phosphatase 7 long form homolog
Exons: 7
Coding region: 1-1683 (560 amino acids)
Biological process (GO): meristem development; meristem maintenance
Source: RefSeq, a predicted model, not a curated record
AUGGCUCUGAAGACUUGGGAGUCCACCUUCGAGCCUUUACUUGAUGCUUCACAGUGGUCGGAGUACAAUGGCGACGAAUAUGUGCCCGAUUGUGGGCUAUUGAAACAAAAGGUAGGGAGGAGGAAGAGGAAACGUCUUCGGAAUGAGAUGGAUGAUAGCAGCAAAGGUUACGGUGAAGACAUGUACGGAGCAGGAGACUUUGACGAGGCACCUAUUAAAAUUCGUUGCUCCAUAUGCCACCGGUUGGGGCACAGGAUGGAACAACACAAGGUGGGUCCGAAGAAUAAUCCUAAUCGUAGGAAAAGGGGGAAUUCUAGUAGCGGAGAAGUAGAUCUCAGACAGGUAGAGGUGCACUACCCGCUAUCGGCGAUGGCGCACCCCGACUACCCGCUCCUUGAGACGUUUUACGACAGGGAGCAUCGAGCGCACCUUAUGGUCGACGAUGGCGAGGUGCUAUCACCUCUUCGGAUUUGCACUCACAACCCUCUCAGGUGGGAUGAGAGGUACGCCCAAUACAUUGGGCGUGCAGGAUUUCUACCGUUGGCCCGGUUGGUCACGACCGGGUUGUCGAUGUUCGACAACGCAGCUUUGACAGCGCUAGUCGACCGCUGGAGGCCCGAGACACACACCUUCCAUCUCCCUUGCGGUGAGCUCACGGUCACUCUCCAGGAUGUGGCCAUGAUACUCGGGCUUCCAAUUGACAGCCAGCCUGUUUGUGGGAAUGUGCAACCCGCAGGGUGGAGAGACAUGGUCGAGCUGAUUGUUGGGACUAGGCCACCAGAGCCUGCGCAGGACGCGAAGGACAAGAAACCUUCAGGCGUCAGCUCCGCCUGGUUAGCUCAGAACUUUACAGAAUGUCCUCACGAUGCAGCGGAGCACGUCGUCGAGAGUGGGGACCAUGCCAACCUUGGUGGAUGCACGUACCUCCUGCAGGUGUGGAUGUGGGAGCGCCUGCCGAUUGGUAGACCCGAUCGUUUCUCCCCCAGGGUUUGGCAGUUCGAGGAUGAGGGCUCACUCCCGACCGUUGCUUUCCUAUGGAGGAACGUCCGGGCAGUGACUGGAAAUGCAGGAAGGCGCUACCUCUUCUACACUAACGAGCUAGACUGCAUCAUGCAGAGCCACGUGACAUGGGAGCCAUACGAGCGGCACAAGAUCCUUUCGAUGGGUCUAAGCCCUUUGUGCACACGGGACAUGGAGUAUUGGCGGUCUGUUCUCCCGCUAAUUUGCUUUUAUAUUGUUAAGAUGCACUGUCCAAACCAUGUGAUGAGACAGUUCGGGAUUUUACAGCGGACACCUCCGGACACGACACCCACGUCCGUGGCUCUGCACAAAAUUGAUAGGAGGAAACAACACGGCGCUCGAGAUUGGCGUGACGUGCACCACAACUACUUGGUGGAAUGGAGCAACCGGGCGCAGACAAUCGUUCAUGGUGGACCCGCCCACCGCUCGGGUCCGUACCGUGAGUACCUAAGGUGGUUGCACGACUCCUCCAGGUUGGCAAUCAAGCCGCCACGAGUUGCAGUUGCAGCGGAGAAUUUGCCGGACUCUGAUGACGAGGACGACCUCGUAGAUGAGUACGACCAGAUCACGAGGCACAGCCGUCAGCCCGAGCGUGCUCCGCUUCAUAACUACAUAGUAUUCGUAUUUUGCCACAUCGUGUAUUCCUUCAUGGUUUGUACCUAA